Messenger RNA from Myotis myotis, 1139 nucleotides. RefSeq names its product tRNA-yW synthesizing protein 3 homolog (gene TYW3). Bases 103 to 879 code for a protein of 258 amino acids. Gene Ontology annotation, molecular function: tRNA methyltransferase activity. The record is from RefSeq and is a predicted model, not a curated record. Gene Ontology annotation, cellular component: cytoplasm. Gene Ontology annotation, biological process: tRNA methylation. The transcript has 6 exons. NCBI's taxonomy places the organism in Eukaryota, Metazoa, Chordata, Mammalia, Chiroptera, Vespertilionidae.
CCGCGGAAGUUUGGCCCUUCCCGGCACCCGUCGCUCCAAUAUGGCUGCCCCCAGGACAGGCGAGGGCCGCCGGCACAGUGCAGACCCCAAAUCCCUCCCCGCAUGGAGCGCCGCGCGGAGUUCAGCAGAUGGAAGGCGCAGUGUCUGAGCAAGGCGGACCUCAGCCGGAAGGGCAGCGUGGACGAGGAUGUGGCCGAGCUCGUGCAGCUCCUGAAUGGGCGAGAACAGUUUUUUACCACCAGCUCCUGCGCGGGGCGCAUCCUCCUCCUCGAUGCGAAUAUAAAUGGCUUUGAGGUUCAGAAACAAAACUGUUGCUGGCUCCUAGUUACACACAAGCCUUGUGUAAAAGAUGAUGUGAUUGCAGCUUUGAAAAAAGCGAAUGGUGAUGCCACUUUGAAAUUCGAACCCCUUAUUCUUCAUGUGCAGUGUCGAGAGUUGCAGGAUGCACAGAUUCUGCAUUCAGUGGCAAUAGAUUCUGGUUUCAGGAACUCUGGCAUAACAGUGGGGAAGAGAGGAAAGACUAUGUUGGCUGUCCGGAGCACACAUGGCUUAGAAGUUCCAUUAAGCCAUAAGGGAAAACUGAUGGUGACAGAGGAAUAUAUCGACUUCCUGUUAGAGAUAGCAAAUCAAAAAAUGGAGGAAAACAAGAAGAGAAUUGAAAGGUUUUACAACUGCCUACAACAUGCUUUGGAAAGAGAAAGUAUUACUGACUUAUAUCCCAAAGAGAAAAUCAUCAAGAAAAGUAAUUCAUAUUCUCAUAAGAAAAGAAGAAACCGAGAAAAAGCAGAUGGCAAAUGUGUUACUGAAGACAAUGAUAAAGAACUUGAAAAUGAUGAUGAUCCUGAAGUCAAUGUAACUAUCUUCCCUGAAGAUUACUGAGAUUUGGUUCUACAGUGUCUUUGGUGGAAUAGUUUCUAAUAAUUAUUACAAAGCUGCUCUUUAUAAGAGUAUUUUAGUUUAUUGAGUGUAUCAGACAUUCAGAAAAGCAAAAUUUAAUUUUUCUCUAUAUUUUAGAGACACCCAUCUUAUAAAUAUAGAUGCCUUUUUAAACUAGAUAUGUAUAGUAUUUGUUCUUUAAGUACCAUCUUUUAAAUCACAGAAAUUCAUUGCAAAAAUAAAAUUAUGGUUGUUAAUACAUC